AUGUUCAAUUCGGAAUCAACAGGCCAAACGUCAAAUGUUGAACAUCCAACAUCAUGUUUUCACAAUCGAAAAAGCCGAAUACUUCUGACCGCUCUAUCACUCUUCAUUACUGUAUUGAUCGUCAUGGUAAUAGUAGUUGCAAUUGUAUUGAACUCCAAGAAAGAGACAACAACAGUUAUGGCACCAAACGCAAGUACAACUAUAGCAAUAGCGAAAACAACAGCUACAGAACUAGUGGGCACAACUAUGUCAACUACAGACAUGACAAUUACAGAAUCUACCAUGGCACCACCACCAUCAAUUCAAAUAUCAAUCGAUGCUGUCGAUGAGGCGAUCAUGGGCAUAUACAAUACUACAGUUGGUGGAAAUAGCUUACCAGCAACUGCUGGCAACGGAGUUGGACAAUACGUAGUUCGACAUCCGCCAAGUAAUGCAUGUGAUAAUAAUAUAAAAACCAAAUAUCAAAGUUUUGGAUGGUGUUCCUUAUCCGACUCAGAUGCAUCUGAAUGUGGUCACAAUACUGGUUUGUAUUUUGAACUCAAACGUGAUUAA
Molecule: messenger RNA, 552 nt
Organism: Adineta ricciae
Lineage: Eukaryota; Metazoa; Rotifera; Eurotatoria; Adinetida; Adinetidae
Source: the annotation of a GenBank genome assembly